Molecule: messenger RNA, 6413 nt
Organism: Trichobilharzia regenti
Lineage: Eukaryota; Metazoa; Platyhelminthes; Trematoda; Strigeidida; Schistosomatidae
Source: the annotation of a GenBank genome assembly
ACGUAUCAAGACUGUCGUACGGAUUUCCAGUAUAACAAAUACAGAAUCCAAGAUUUCAUAGUGUGUCGAUAUAUGGAAGUUCGUUCGAACUUUAUGUUGAUAAUGAAUUAAGGACGUUUUGAUGGCGGCGGAUUGAGUGUUGCCUUUUUGAUACCAAAGUUAACACUGCCAAGCUCUGUUGUGUAUAGCACAUGGAUUCUGGGGUUACCUGUGGAACUUCUACAUACACAUCUACUAGUCCAGAUCUAUAUUUCCGUGAUGGCAAACGUAGAACGGAUUAUGUUCUCGCAUAUCGGUAUUCUGCAUCAAAACGUUUCGAUCAGAAUAGGCGUCACUUAUUUUUGAAUGAGUUAGCCAAACAAAAAAUAGAAAUCGAAGUUGAAGAUUGUAAUGGUCGCCUAUUAGGCUCUACUUCAGUUUCACUGGAUGAUACUUCAUCUACACUUACUCAAGCAACAUUUGUACAAAAAAUAGAGUCUCAAUUAUCAUCAUCAUUGUCGUCACCGCCACCACCACCACCACAACGACUACAACCACCGACUACAAUUGUAGAAGAUACUCCACAAUCUCCUAAUCAUAUACCAUCUGAUAAAUAUGCUGAAUCAGAUAAACCAACAGAUAAUACAAGUCCACCAUCGUCAAUGGAACGUUAUCGUCAUAAAGCGUUGAAUGAUGAAGAAAUCCUGCUGACACCGGAUAAUUUAAUCUUUGUUAAAUUACACGCAUCAUGGGAAGCAAUGACAUAUUAUGCAGAAUAUCUGAAAAUGCGUAAACCAUUAAGACAGUAUGAUGAUGCUUCUGAGCUAGCCUAUGGUUUGAAAUUUGAAAGUCCAAAAUCUAAGCCUUCAUUGACAAAAGACUGUUUCAAUUGUUUACGAAUUGAUGAAGAAAUCAUUAAACCAAUUACAUCAUGUUAUACUUGGCCAUUUUCAAUGAAUCGACAAUAUUUAUUCGAUAUACCAGAGAAUAAGGAUGAAUUUUUCACUCCAGUCGAACGGGCGCUUGUCUUAGAUUAUAUUCUUCGUCGUACUGGUUAUAAAGCAGAAGAUUUAGUCAACACAGAUGACUUAUAUGAGCCUAGUGCCAGCGAUAUUCUGGUGAAUUCUGAACAUGAUGAAUGCGUCGAUCCAAAAAAUCAACAACAAAUGACUUCAUCUUCAGCAACAGCUGCGAAAAAUUUAGGCAUUACUAAAUUAAUUUCAGAUGGAGUAUUCUUAGCUGCUUAUCCAUUACAUGAGCCGGCUGGUAAUACAGUUGCAUCAACGGAAUUCAAUAAUCGUAUCCUAUUACAGAAUUAUUGGGCUUCAUAUAAAAUGUUGUUCAAAUGUCAACCAAUUAGUUAUAUACGACAUUAUUUCGGUGAAGCUGUAGCAUUUUAUUUCGCUUGGCUUGGAUUUUACACUGCAUGGUUAUUACCGAUUGCUAUUCUUGGCAUAUUUGUCUUUCUUUUUGGAUUAAUCGAUUUAAAGAAUGAUUCUAUUAUACAUGAAGUAUGCGAUCUUGGCCAGAGUGUAAUUAUGUGUCCAUUAUGUAAAUCAUCUAAAUGCAAAUUUUGGACAUUAGAUACAUCAUGUUUACGGACAAAACUGAUGCGAUUAGUAGAUCAUGAAGGAACAGUUGUAUUCGCUGUAGUUAUGUCUUUAUGGGCUGUUAUAUUUUUUGAAAUGUGGAAACGUAAACAAGUUUCAUUAGCUUAUCAUUGGAAUGUUAGUUCACUGGAACCAAUGGAUCAACCACCUAGACCAGAAUUUAUGGCGUUACUUAAUAAAAAAUGCCCUAGAAGAGUUAAUCCGAUCACUGGUUAUGUUGAACCGUUCAUACCAUUUUGGCGUCGGAAAAUACCAGUUAUUCUAAUCACCUAUUCUACUGUCCUGCUGGCUGUUAUGCUUACAUUAGGUUUCCUUGUUAGUGUUGUCUUAUACAAGUUGGUUAUCAAGGCAAUGUUAUACCGACAUCAUAAUCCAAUGCUACAAAGUACAGCUGGUAUGAUCGCUACAAUGACUGGAUCAUGUAUUAAUUUAGUUGUAAUCUUCAUUAUGAAAUUAAUUUAUGAUCGUAUGGCUAUCAAGUUGACAGAUGCUGAAAAUCAUCGUACACAAGUGGAAUAUGAUAAUAGUUUAACAUUGAAGUUGUACUUAUUACAAUUUGUUAACUAUUAUUCCUCUGUAUUUUAUAUUGCAUUUAUACAAGGCACAACAUCAGCCCUUCCCGGUAGUGAACAUAUAUUGAUUCAGUCAACUGGAUGUGAUCAAGGUGAUUGUUUAUUUGAAUUGUUCAUACAAUUAGUAAUAAUUAUGGUUGGUAAACAAAUAUUUGGUUUUAUCCAGGAGUCUUUAAUGCCUGUUUUAUGGAAAGUGUUCUUUAAAUUUCGUGCAAUGAAACGUAGAAGUACUGUUUUCGCUAAAGUCAAUAGUACUGAUGGUGAGAAUAAUGUUGUUGGCCAAAAACCAGAUAAUCUACCGACUAAUAUUGUCAAUACACAAUUUAGUGGGAUAUGCAGACGUAAUAUUCUUUGUCGUUCUGAUUUUUAUAUGCUUGAUCCUGGUUCUAGACCAUUGUUCAAUGAAUACUUGGAAAUGAUGAUUCAAUACGGAUUCAUUACAAUGUUUGUUCCUGCAUUUCCAUUGGCUCCAUUAUUUGGUUUAUUGAAUAAUUUAUUCGAAAUUCGUGGUGAUGCUAAAAAAUUAGUUAAUCAAUAUCGUCGUCCUGUUCUCGAAAGAGUUCAAACAAUAGGUAUUUGGCUAACAAUUAUUCAUGUUCUCGCGAGUAUCGCCAUCCGAACAAAUGCGUGUAUUAUUGCAUUCACUACACAAUUUAUUGACCGAUGCGUCUAUCGAUAUUCUUACAGUCCAGAUGGAAGUAUGAAAGGCUUUGUGAAUUUCACUCUUUCCUAUAUGUCAACAAAUCGUUUUCAUCUACCAACUAAUGAAACGUAUUGCAGAUAUGACGCAUAUCGUACUGCACCAUGGUCCCCUGAACCCUAUGCUUUCACUACAGUCUAUUAUCAUGUUUUGGCGGCUAAAUUUAUUUUUGUCUUCGCUUUUGAAACUAUAGGAACUAUACUAACAAAUAUAAUUAUGGCAGCUGUACCAGAUGUACCAAAGCAUAUUAGACGAGAAAUGUAUCAUGAAGCCAAUAUAACUAAUGCAAUUAUCUUGAAUGCUGAAGUCGGCAAUCAACAAUACAAUCGUACAAUAACUAAAGAUGUCAAUUUUAAACAGAUAAUUAUGCUGAAACAUUUACAAGAUAAGCUACAAUCAUUUAGUAAGCCGAAAAAUCGUGAUGAUGAUUAUACUGGUAAUAAGGAUAUAAAUGAUGCCAAUGAUGAUAUUGAUCGUAGUACCAUGGAUUUGAAUACUACUACCACUAAAACUAAUACGAAUAAUGACAGUACAUGCCAAACAACUUCUAAUCCUGUUGUAUACACAUUUCAUAGCUAUGAAUUACCAACUGAUGGUUCACAGCGAACACAAUUUGCAUCGAACGGACUCUUCAAUGAAUAUAUUAUCAAGCUGUGCAAUCGUAUAUAUACGUGAUUUUUAAGAAACCAUAUCCCAUGAAGAAAUUUAAACAAAAGGUUUGGAUACUUUUGAUACUAAUAAUAAUGGUAAUGUGAAUUACUACGAAAUAUUCGUGAUUAUAAUGAAAUUCAAUAUCAGGCGAUAAAACAAAUCAUGUAAAGCUCAACCUCCAGUUACUGUCAUAGGCGACUAACUGUUCUCUUACCUGACUUUGUGGACUUCUCACUAUAUAUACUGCCUUGUAAUCGGAAGACCCUGGGUUCGAACCCUGGUUGGUGUGUACCCCUGGAGAUUUCCGAACUAGGAUGAGACAGUUGUCCAGUAGUCCUCGGUUUCCAGUGGUUCUCUAACUGACAUUAACUCUGAUAUCUGGAUCCAGUCAAAUCCCUGCAAACUACCACUCGAUAAACCAAAUUAGAUCAUACACAAAGUAGUUCAUAGCAUAUAUAGAUCUUGAAAAGGAUUAUCAAAUUAAACAAGAUCUACUAUGCGGCAAGUUGAUAAAUAUGAUAAGGAUCAUAAAAUUGACAGCAAAGUUAAACUAUCACGUCCCACGGGAUGCGAACGUACAAGUGACCUUGAGCAGACCAGUCAUAAAAUAGGUGAUCUUUACACACAAAAAAAUCACGUUUGUUUACAAGAAAAUACAUAAAAACGCAUUAAACAAGGUGUCUUUCUCUGACAUGACCUCCCACUUAUAAUGAGGAGUAUCAGUUUUUAAGUUCGACCAGUUUCUGUACAUGUAUUCACUGAGGUAACUUAAGGUCAGCUGAAUUUGUGACCCGUUUGUCGUCGUUUUCCUGUUUUGCAGUCUUCUCCAAAAGCCCUCGGUUGAAAUACUAUGGUUUCCAUUAAGAGGAUCGACGACUACUUACUAGGAAAAUGUGAAUAAUAAAACAAAUUUAAAUAAGUAAUACCUACUCCAUACCUAUCCCUAAUCGUAAUCCUAACGCUAAUCUUAAUAAUAACUCUGAUCCUAACCCUAAAGAGCUAUUAAUGAAUCGUCCGGAUCUGGGUAACAUUUGCUCCUUAUUUGGUGAAUAGAGUUCAAUAUUAGCGCUAUAAAUAAUGAUAGGCCUCGUUAUCCAAUGACUAGCAUAUGUUCAAGGUCAUUAGGGGCGUUCACACACCUUGAAGCUGAUAGUUUUGUAACGACAGAAGACAAGAGCCAGGCAACAGAUCGUUUAUUGAGAAAAUCAACAGAUAUUUAUAGACUUUGAUGUACAUUAUUAUAGGUUAUUGGUAGCAGAGAAACAGCGUCUUCUGAUUGGUUGUUUUCCUGCUGAAGGUUAUUCUACCACCUCUUUGUUGUUAAUCUUAUCCACCCACGCUAAGUCUGCUGCGAUUGGUUGUUGAGUUAAUCUUUGUUCUUGUUUUUUCUCAUGACCCUGAUUUGAGGUGUAAACAUCGACGUAAAUUGCUGUCUACCAGUUUAGGCUAGCAGACAGCUCUCACCACAGUUUAACUUUGCAUAAUAUUCUUUUUCGAAUAAUUUAUAUCUCUCUCAUAUCCCCACACAUCUUUUUUUUUAUUUUGUCUUGGACUUGAUCUUCUUUCUUUUUUCCAGUUAACGCAACCAUCACCAUCAACAUAUCUCCUGCCGUAUUCAAAUAAUCUGCCGCAUAUUGGAUUCAGUCAUUUAGAGAGUAAUACAAAUAAUAAGAGCAGUGGUAGUAGAACAUAAUGUAGUGACAUCAUGUAAUUCCUAUUUAUCAAUUCAUACAUUCAUACACACGUACAUAAACGUGUAUGUAAUAUGAAAUGAUUUCAUUUUAGAAUUUUAUUCCCUUAUAUUGCUUGCGUUUUUUUUGCGUAUUUAAAAGCUUUAUAUUUUAUUUUUAUUAUCGGCUUAACUUUGCAAUAUAUAUAUACAUACAUCGAUUAUUAUUUACUUCUGAUUGCUUUUGUUUUUGUUUUCAUUACUGCUGCGCCCUUUUUCCUAUUCUCUCUAUUUAUUAUCAUGAUCCUAAUGCCCUUUUGUUUGCUAGACUCCUUAACUUUCUGUACAUAGAUGAUUCCUAUUAUCAUUACUAUUAUUUUGUCCAAUCAGUUUUCUUGUAACUAAUACUUUGAGUGAAGUGUUGUGUAUAUGAGAUGCCUUGCACUCUUGUACACAGACACACACACACACAGACAGUAUCAAGCAUGUUUCGCAGACAACAGUUCAUCUAACUUUUGUUGAAAAACAAGACUAUACAUUGUGAGGAGAAUCCUUUUUUCAAUGCAGUUAGAUAGACGGAUUGACAACUGGUUAGAUGAUGGGUGGAUAGGCAUGUGGUGCUGUUAUUGUUGUCGCUGCUGUACUAUUUCCCCUUAGUUGCGUAACUGUUUGUUUGAUUUUCUUUUUCUUCUUUAAUUAGUUAACUUAUUUCACCAACGAAGCUACUCUGAGAUGAAAUGUUCACCUCUACUCCUCCUCCUCCUCGUUUUCCUCCAACACCUUUUUUAUUUUUUAAUUUCUUGCUCGAUAAACGUUUGUUUCUUUAAAAAAAAGAGAUAGAUGAAGUGAAGAAACGAGAGAAAAAGAAGGAAAUUUUGAAAAAUGCGCCCAUUUUAUUUUCUUGUAAUGCUUCUACUUUGUUUCACUCAGUUUUAUUUCUUUGCCUGCCCGCCUGCCAGGCCCAUUUUCACUGGAGUGAAGCGUGGAACUCUUAAUUGUUUCUUUUGCUUCAUUAUUCUCUGUUUUUCAUUAUUUUUGCUCAUAUAUUUAUUUAUAGAUUUCUGUAUUCCUAACUAGUUAAUUUCCUUUUUUCAAAUGAAUUAAGAUCUGUUAAUUGAGAUGUAAAUAAUGCCUUAAUAGUCAUGAUAUUAAUAAUAAUAAGCCCAUUAUUAUUAUUUCAUCUCUGAAUAUGUCGUUUUCACUUAUUGACUAAUUGACCUACACACACACAC